GCCAAUCACGUACGAAGAUGUCAAUGAUAUAUGGGCUUUCCUAAAGCCCCUAAAGAAAGAACUUUGGCUAACAAGUAUAGCAUUUUUCUUUCUUACGGGUCUGGCGGUCUGGAUACUUGAACAUAGGGUGAGCUCUGCCUUUCGAGGUCCUCCUUCUCAACAUGUUGGCAUGAUCUUCUACUUUCCCUUCUCAACACUAGUAUUUGCACACCGAGAAAGAAUAGUGAACAAUUUAGCUCGACUGGUUGUAGUGGUAUGGAUGUUCGUCAUACUCAUCCUGAACUCCACUUACACUGCAAGCUUAUCAUCAAGAUUAACCGUACAAAGACUACAACCAGCAAUCACAGAUGUUAGCGAGCUAAUCAAGAAUAGAGAUUUUGUUGGGUGCCAAGAAGGCUCAUUCAUAGUGGACUUCUUGAGAAAAAAGGGAUUUGAUGAUUCCAGGAUCAGGACAUUCACUUCCCCAUAUGACUGCGAUGAAGCCUUGUCUAGAGGAAGUAAAAGUGGUGGCAUAUCAGCAUACUAUGAUGUCAUUCCCUACUCCAAGCUCUUCCUAUCCAAACAUUGCGACAAAUAUAUGACAGUUGGGCCUACCUAUCGCACGGACGGCUUUGCCUUUGUUUUCCCUAAAGGAUCUCCUUUAGUUGCUGAUGUGUCUCGAGCAGUCAUAGAAUUAACAGAGAAUGGGAAGAUAUUGGAAAUGGAGCAACAUUGGUUGAGAAAUGAACAAACCUGCGCAGGACCAGAUGACAAUAUGAACUCAAUCACGAUCUCGUUGCAAAGUUUCAAAGGCCUUUUUGCCAUUACAGGAGGAGUUACAGCAGUAAGCCUCCUCAUUUUUAUAGCCAGCUACUUGUACAAGUACAGAGAUUUCCACAGAAGAGUAUCAAAUUCUAGAAUCACAAUUUGGUCAAAAGUUGUAGCAAUUUGCAGACACUUCGAUCAGAGAGACCUCUCAUCUGGACAACCCCAAGAUAAACUUCCAGAAUCUGGAAUUAGUCCAAAUAGUUCUUCAGACCAUUCUGUUCAACCACCAAAUUUACCAAGAAAUCAUUCCAACUCCAAUGAAAUAGUGUCCUCUGCACCAGAAGAGCUGCAUGAUGCCACUACUGCGACAAUUCAUUCUUUGAAUUUGGAAGACAUGUCUGAUGUACAACACUCAGGAGUAAUUCUUCCAUCUGCAUAACUGAGUUGACUGUAAAGUUGCACUGUACAUACUACCAGCUAAUUGUGCAAUUCUUUGAUUUCUUACUUGUUAACGUUUUA
Nicotiana tabacum (common tobacco) is the source of this 1266-nucleotide messenger RNA. RefSeq names its product glutamate receptor 2.8-like. Gene Ontology annotation, cellular component: membrane. The record is from RefSeq and is a predicted model, not a curated record. Gene Ontology annotation, molecular function: ligand-gated monoatomic ion channel activity. Lineage: Eukaryota; Viridiplantae; Streptophyta; Magnoliopsida; Solanales; Solanaceae.